This is a messenger RNA of Erigeron canadensis, 513 nucleotides long. RefSeq names its product heavy metal-associated isoprenylated plant protein 16-like. The record is from RefSeq and is a predicted model, not a curated record. Bases 61 to 315 code for a protein of 84 amino acids. The transcript is spliced from 3 exons. Lineage: Eukaryota; Viridiplantae; Streptophyta; Magnoliopsida; Asterales; Asteraceae. Gene Ontology annotation, molecular function: metal ion binding.
AUACAUAGAGAAGGAAAAAGAGCAAGUAAUUACAUCAACAUAUAUAUUAGCAUCAACGACAUGGCAAAGAAAAAGAUGGUGAUAAAAGUUACAAUGAGGUGCGAUAAAUGUCGGACCAAAGCUCUUCAGAUUGCUGCUCAAACUGAUGGAGUUGAGUCAGUAAAGUUGAAAGGCGAGGAUGAUGACGCGACAAAGGACCAGAUCAUGGUGAUUGGCGAGAGUGUAAACGUUGUGGCUUUGACUAAGAGCUUGAGGAAAAAGGUUGGAAAUGCAGAGCUUGUAAGCGUUACAGACUUUGAUGAAGAUGAAGCUUGAUCUCAAUUAUUCGGAUAUUGUAUACUUAAAUGUAUGUGACACACAUGCAUAUUUAUAAACAUACUAUACUAUUAUUACUAUUACUCGAUAUAAUUUAGUUAUCAUCCGUGGCCAAGUUUAUUUUCUAGUUUUCAAUUUUCUAUGUAAGUUUGAUUUGUAUGCGAAAAAGUUCAAUGUUGUUAAAGUAUUAUUAAUCUA